CAAUUCUAUGAAUAUAGAAAGUCGAAAUAGAAUCGAGCCAAUUUCUCCCCAAAGAAUGCAUGCAUCAACCCUUCCUCCUUCCUACUCCCUCAUAGACACAGAAUCCUCUCUCAAAAAGUAUGCUAAUUAUCUUAAAAUAUUCGGAUGGAUUCUGAUGGUGACUGGAAUUCUCCAGAUUUUAGGAAGGAUAGGGGGGCUUGAUGAUGACUAUGAUCUUUAUGUUGAUUACGAUGACUUGGUAGUGAAGGAAGGAGAUCUGAAGAUGUCUAGUACAGCUCAAGGGAUCUGUACCUUUUUGGAUAUAGUUUCUGGGAUCCUACUUGUGUUGAUAGGGUGGAUGUCUCUGAAGACUAGUAAAGAUCCGACAAGAGGAAACACUUGGAGCCUUGUUUUAAAGGUGGUUGCAAUUGUUUUGGUCAAAAUGGUUCUGAUUUUGCUGACAUUCCUUACGGUGAGCUAUUCUUACUCUAAAGCCUAUGUUGAAUGGGUGCAGGAGAAUGAAGAUAUGUUUGAAGGAUGGGUUUCGGAUAAUCGUACCAGUGCAGAUAAUUUUGGCAAUAUGUCAGAAAAAGAUGAGGAGAGAUUUGAACAAAUAUUUACAACAGGAUUUACUAUAUUCUUCUCAAUAAUCUUUUCAUUCUGAUUCCUGUGCUGCUGUAUCCUUUCCUGUUCUUCUUGUAUGAUAGGCUUUACCUACAAAUUACACUCAAAAUCAAAAGAAGUUGACCUUUUACACCAAGGUGCAGAAAUGAAUCUGGCUAAUCCAAGGCAAUACGAUAUGCGCCUUUUGCAAUCUGAAGCAUCAAAUAAUUCAGCUCCCUACAAUCCAGGAAUCCAGUCAAAUAGAGGAAGUCUCAUUGGUGGGGGUGAACUUCCGACUCGCCUCCAGAAUGAUCCUAGUAACAACAUGCUGUAACCCCUAAUUUUAUGAAACUAAAAUUA
Messenger RNA from Moneuplotes crassus, 942 nucleotides. The record is from the annotation of a GenBank genome assembly. Lineage: Eukaryota; Ciliophora; Spirotrichea; Euplotida; Euplotidae.